AUGGAGUCGGCGGCGAACAUGCGAGUCCUCGCGACGCUCGUUUUUCUCUUCGCCCCUCAUCGUCAACUGCGAUUCGUCGAGGCGAUCAAUUCCGCAUUCUCGAUGGACUGGGAGAGUGGGUUCCCCGACGGCAGUCCGGGUCUGGAUCCCGCGAUGGAACCCAGUUUCAGCCUCAACACGAAUUCGAGGGUGAACGGGUGCAGCAACUCGGGCAACGAGAUCACCAGGUGCAAGUGCGGGGUGAACGGAUACUCCCCGAGGAACUGCGCGACGUACUACGGCAUAAGCUCGUUGCACUCCCACACGCUGGAGACGGUGUCGUGGGCGCGCAAGGGCGACGGGGUGCUGAAGUUUUACGCUGACGGACGCGAACUCGGUCUCGGAAGUUCCGUCCCCUCCGGGAGGUACGCCUCGUAUCGCUCCGAGCUCGGCAGCAUCCCGUAUCGAUACGACACCGGCGACGACGUGUACUUCACCUCGAGUUUUUACCUUCCCUCACAGUAUUGGGACGCGGCGACCAAGUACUCCACCGUCAUCACACAGUGGAAGAUCCUGUCUGACCCACACGGCGCUCUGCGAAUCAGCAACAUGGGAGACUACAAGCUCUAUUACCGUGGCACCUCCGGUCUUUGGACCGACGCGACGGACGAGGGAACGUUCAUCGGCACGGCCGUCCCCGACGCGUGGAACGACGUGAAGAUCUACUACCAUAAAUCGACGGGAUCCGACGGACAACUUCGCGUGUACCUCAACGGCGUCAAAGUUUUCGAACGUGCCAAUCAAAAAAACAUGAUGGGGCGGAGGAGCGACGGCAGCGGCGGGUACGUCAAGUUCGGAAUGUACACGGAGAUUCGCAACGAGCGCGUCAUCUACUUCGACGCCGUCAGCAUGUACAGCGGGUCUGGUCUUCCCUCGCAGUUCGCGACGGAAGCCGAGUGGGUGGCGGAACACCUUCACCUCCCGUCGGCUACGCUUACUUCUCCGUCAAAGAACGGCGCCGCGGUGGCAUCCGGCGCCGCCGUCACUCUCGCCGCGGACACAACCGACCCGGGCGGCGCCAAGCUGGGUGCGACGGGGCAGAUCGCCAAGGUGGAGUGGUUCGUACGCGCGUCGUCUGGUUCCGGCUCCGGCGCGUGCAAAAUCGCCGAGGACACGUCAGCACCGUUCGCCGCCACGUGGACACCCGCGGAUGACGGCGCGUACGUGAUCUUCGCCAAGGCGACGGAUGCAGACGGGAACACGGCGAACACGUCCGACGCGACUGUUUACGUUGGCGACCGACCACCCUCCGUGUCCUUGACGUCCCCGACCGCCGGUGCCGUGCUCACCGUUGGAUCGCCGACCACCGUGAGCGUCACCGCCAACGAUCCCGACGGUUCGGGUGCCGCCGUCGCGAAGGUUGAGGUUUUUGUCUUCCCCGCCGGAUCAUCCGCCACCGUGGCGACAUCCGUGGGCGUUGCCACUUCGGCAGCCUCCGGGGGGGUGUUUCAGGUGUCGUGGACGCCGUCUGCGAAGGGAGGGUACACGAUUUACGCCGUAGCCACCGACUCCGGGGGUAAGACGUCCACGUCCGCGUACGUCGGCGUCGUUCCGGGUGCCGUCUCGAGCGUCGCGAAUCUCGAAGCCACGGAUGACGCGGCCCUCAAGGGCAAGACGAGCGACCGUAAUCAGGUGAAUAACUACGGCGCCGUCGAGCUCUACACGCGGGAGCCGCACCCGACGGAGGGCGAACAGAGCAUCGUGAGCGUGUUCAAGUUCGACGCGUCGAGCCUCGCGUCCAAGGCUGAGAUCCGCGAGGCGAAGCUGAGACUGUACGUGUCCGACGCGAAACAAGCCGCCGCCGAUUUCGCCGUGUGGAGUACCUCGGGAGCGACGAGCUGGGUCGAGGAGUCGGUGACGUGGAAUAACGGACCUACGAAAAAAAAAAAACUUUCGGUGACGCGCGUGACGGCGGAAAACAGGUGGUACGAGUGGGACGUGACGAAUUACGUUGACGACGCGGUGAAGGCGGGCGUCGGGCUCGCGUCGAUGACUUUCUGGCUCGAAGGUGACGAGUGGACCGGGCAAUCGUUCGGAAUUUCCACGGAUAGCCACAAGCGAUCGAAUCAUCCGACGCUUCGCGUGACUUCAAGCGACACGCAGGUGCCCACGACGACUGCCCCCGCACCUUCGACAUCUUGCCCGUCGUCUUCCACCACCCCCGCGGGUCCUAACCCAACGCCCGCGCCCGUGCCCGCUCCGCCGCCCGCCGCGGGGGGAGGAUCCGGCGUGGUGGGAUCGAAAACGACGUCCUCGUUCACGGUCGAUCACGACGCCUCGCUGCAACAGGCAAACCCCGACGCCUUCGGCAACUGGGGCGAGGUGGAGGCGAGAGCCAAACCGAACGCCGCCAUCGUCGGUAUUUUCAAGUUUAACGCCACCACCCUGGUGCCGUCCGGUACUUCGCGUGAAGACGUGCUGGUUUCUUCCGCCAAACUACGACUGUACGUGAAGACGAAUGAACCCGGGAACAUCGCAGCGAGGUUCGCGGUGUGGAGCGUGGAGGGUUUCGCGGACUGGGACGAGACGACGGUAACGUGGAACAACGGCCCGACGAAGAAGACGAAGCUGACAACGGUGACUGUCGACGGCACCGGAAAGUGGGUGGAUUUCAACGUGACUGCGCACAUCCGCGCGCUGGUGACGGGAGAAGGAGAAACCGCCGACUUAUCCAAGGUGACUCUGUGGCUGCAGGGCGACGCGGGUGACUGGGAGAGGCUCGAAUGUCACAGCAACAGGGAAGGCAACGCCAACCCCGCGAAACUGGAGGUUGUCUCGUCUAUCCGGCCGCCGCCGCCGCUGCCGCCCCCGCCGCCGCUGCCGGAUAAAAGUCUCAUGCCUCCUCCAUAUUUGGGCACUGGCGGCACGACAAACAAUAACAACACCACCGAUACAUCCGACGCCGCGUUCUCACUCCACGGGUUCAUGCGGUCGCCGGGGAAUACCAUCGCGCUCGCUCUCGUCGUGAGCUUCUUCUGCACCCUUUUGAGCAACUAUUAA
This is a messenger RNA of Bathycoccus prasinos, 3039 nucleotides long. RefSeq lists its product with no specific name. The record is from RefSeq and is a predicted model, not a curated record. The coding region runs from base 1 to 3039 and encodes 1012 amino acids. Lineage: Eukaryota; Viridiplantae; Chlorophyta; Mamiellophyceae; Mamiellales; Bathycoccaceae. The transcript has a single exon.